AAAAUUAAGAAAAAUAAAUAACCGAACCACUUUAACAAUGUUAUCACAUGGAAUUAAAAACAUAUAAAAAUGGUUACACAAUUUUAAAUUAUCGUUUUUACAUGGAUGUAUUUGAGCAAUAUUCGAUGUAUUAAAAAUAUCGAAAUUUUGCGUGAUGUAAACAAAUUUGUGAGGUUAAGAGAUGUCAAACAAGGGGGCUUUGGCUCUACUGGCCGAAUACGAGGGUGACAGUUCUGAGGAUGAAGUCCCCGGUACGCGUGCUUCCACCAAAAGACUCCACAAAGACGAUGAUGAGGAGCCCCGAAAUAAACGUUUUGAAAGGCUUCCGGUACCAAAUUUCACGAUUAAUAAACUCGAAGAGGUUGUAGAUGAUCCAGGAUUACAUGAGGGGCGACUUCGAAGUUUCCCUCAUGAAAGGGGGAAUUGGGCCACUUAUGUUUACAUCCCUUAUGAGGCCAAUGAAGGGUUACAGAGACUGAUUUCACGAAUCGCGGAUUUAAGUCAAGUUGAAAAUAUUGAAUUGAAAUUUUUCGAUAGUUUUCAUUUGAGUCUUACACGAACCGUGGUUUUGAGGCAUCAUCUGAUUGAGCCUUUUGUUAACACAAUAAGGGAAAAUAUCAGUCAUUUUAAUAAAUUCAUUGUAAUGUUUGAUAGCCUAGAAGUGUACACAAACGAAGAAAAAACACGCACUUUUUUAGGUUUACAAAUUAAAACCGGUUACGACUCUCUAGUGAAAUUAAUUCAAUGUCUCGACCAUUGUUUAGGUGAAUUUAAAUUACAGAAAUUCUACGAAAAUCCUUCUUUUCACAUUAGCAUAGCUUGGUGUCUUGGUGACGCAACAGAAAAAUUCAAAUCAAUAAUUGGUGACUUAAAUCACGAAUUAGAGCAACUCAUGAAUGAAUUCUCACAAGAAAAUUGGUAUAUUUAUGUGGAGGAAGUUUUUUGUAGGACAGGAAACAAAUUGUUUCGGUUUCAAUUGUUGUGAUUUUUUUCUAUAUAAAAAAUAAUCAAAAACUAAUGUUUUUUAAUAAA
Tribolium madens (black flour beetle) is the source of this 1032-nucleotide messenger RNA. Its product is annotated as U6 snRNA phosphodiesterase. Gene Ontology annotation, cellular component: nucleus. The transcript has 4 exons. The record is from RefSeq and is a predicted model, not a curated record. The coding region runs from base 182 to 985 and encodes 267 amino acids. Lineage: Eukaryota; Metazoa; Arthropoda; Insecta; Coleoptera; Tenebrionidae. Gene Ontology annotation, molecular function: 3'-5'-RNA exonuclease activity. Gene Ontology annotation, biological process: U6 snRNA 3'-end processing.